CAACGCCAUCUCGAUAUCGAUUGGAGGAAAUACCAUAACAUUAUUUCAUUUUUAAAGAAAUUAGUUUAUAGUCAUAAAAUAAGUCAAAAUGAGCAUAGAAGAAAUGAUGCGGGUGCAGGCAUUAGACUGGAUGAAGGUAAAAACGACGAUGCAUCACGCCGCUUUGACAUCGAAGGAGUGCACGGGAAGGACUUUGGGUGAGGAUCGGGAGCCGUUGUGGGUGGAGGACAGUGGUAGCAGUUCAAAGGCGUCUCCCACAUCGAAAAAGAACUCAGUGGACUCAGAACCAAAUACGUUUUCUUCUUAUGACACUAAAUCUAACAACGCCAAAAAUGUGACACGGGAGAAAGAAGAGGAGGCCAAGGGUUGUGUUCUGCAGCAACUAAAGGCCCUCUCGAUGACCGACUCAGAACCCAGUAUAUCCUGCUUUCCCGACGCACAGGCUAUUAAUGCCAGCAUUGUGAAGCGUGAGCUAGAGGAGGAGGGCAAGAGAUGUGUCCGCCAGCAGCUGAAGGCCCUCAAAGAUAAACAGGAUGCCCUGCGGCUCUCGCGUGAGUCCCAACAAAAAGAGGAUGAGCGGCAGCGCGAACAGUUGCAACAAAAGGCACUGCGGGAACGCAAUGAUAUCCUAUUAAUCCAAAAGGCUGACCAAAUGACUACGGCCCAGUUGGAGGCCCAGCAACGCGAGCAAUUGGCCCUGCGCCAACAGACUGACCAGAAGCUACACAAACUAGCCCUGGAAGGCGUGUCUCGCUGCCAACGAAGAUUUAAUCAGAAGUACGAGGGAAUUGCCAGGAUACUGCUCUCCCUGGACAAGGAAACGGUCCAGGUUUGCUCCACCCAAAACACACAGCUUAAGGAACUGGGACAAAAAUUCGAACAUCUCGUAAGCACCGUGAAAAUGGGCAAGUGCGAGAUGCAAAGUCAGUACCUCUGCUCAAUCAUCAAGGCUGAGGAGUGCUGCAAGAGCCUGGAUACCUUGGAGCUGGAAAUCAUCAAGCAGCUGGCCGAAUUCUCUGAGCAAAUUCAGCAGCAGCUCAAAAUGGAGGCCGCUAAGAAGUUGGAAGAGGAACGCCAGAAGCAACUGGAUGAAGAGAAGCAGCGGCGGGAGAAGGAAGAGACGGAAGCUAAAGAGAAACAGCAACAACUGGCAGAGGCUGCCAAGGCAGAAGCUGCCAAAGCAGAGGCUGCCAAAGUUCCUAUUCCCUCGGAGCCAAAAUCGCAAGACGUGCCACCAGACGCAACUGCUACAACUUCUUCUUGUGUCCACCCAGACCGUUUAAAGUUCUACAACGAAAUCCUGUCGUUGUAUCAGACCAAAGUGGAUGCCGUGAAGCCACUGCAAACGGAAGAGUCGCUGAAGCAAUAUCGCACUGGCUGCCAGAGAGCCAUCAAUUUGCCCCUCAACGCUAUAUCAGCGGUCAGCCCACAGCAUCUGUCACAGAACUUUGACAAGCUUUACAGUUUCUUUGCUGGGCAGCCUGUUAAAGUGAUGAAUGGAGCUUCUAUUACUAUCAACGAUCAUCCUCUUGCGCGGGACUAUUGCAUGCUUUUGAUGGCCAAGAAGUUUGUUAGUCAAACGGAGACCGCUAUAUCCAGUAAUCCUCAAGCGGCUUUUCCCUUUGCCUCUGUUAUUGUGACUUUCUGGAAACUGCUGCCUGAUUUUGGAAAGGUUUUCCUUGCCUACAUGUACAAAGAGUCGCCAUUCCUGGUGCCCUAUGUGAUACCCCAGCAGCCGGGACAGACUCCGGAGCAGUAUCUGAAGACCAUAGGAUAUCGGCUGUCGGAAAAGAAUGAGUUGGAGAAGCCAGACAUGUAUCUCAAGCGCCAGACGGGAAUUGCACGACUCUACGCAGCCGUGAUCAUUACUCAAGGACGCAAGGCAGCCGGAAAUGAUCAAUGCUUUGAACUGGAAGAGGGCUGGGUCUGGCUAACCCACAUGGUGAAUGUGAAGCCAUUACCCGAUAUUAGUGCCACCAUGAUCAUGGAGAUCCUGCAAACGCUCGGCUUCGAGCUGUGGCGAACCUAUGGCAAGCAGUUCGUAAAACUUCUUGUUUACAUCCAGAAUAUCUAUAUGCCUCAGUUGGCGGCCUAUGACGAAGGCGGUCCAAAGACGCGCCUGGAAAUGCUCUUGGCCAAGUUCCUACGCGAGCGGCAGAUUCCUCAGGCCGUAGGAAUUCUGCCACCAGGCUUUUGGUAGUUUUAUGAUUUAAGCAAUUCUUUUAAUUUUCAAUUUAUGUAAUAAAAUCAAAAAUGUUAUUGUAAAACUGAAA
This is a messenger RNA of Drosophila eugracilis, 2273 nucleotides long. RefSeq names its product nucleoporin Gle1 (gene Gle1). Lineage: Eukaryota; Metazoa; Arthropoda; Insecta; Diptera; Drosophilidae. Gene Ontology annotation, biological process: regulation of translational initiation; regulation of translational termination; poly(A)+ mRNA export from nucleus. Bases 89 to 2200 code for a protein of 703 amino acids. The record is from RefSeq and is a predicted model, not a curated record. Gene Ontology annotation, molecular function: phospholipid binding; inositol hexakisphosphate binding; translation initiation factor binding. The transcript is spliced from 2 exons. Gene Ontology annotation, cellular component: cytoplasm; nuclear pore cytoplasmic filaments; nuclear pore.